AUGACGAGCACCAUCGAUCACCUGGGUAUCUACGUGCCAACGGAGCAGUUCGAAACCGUUGUCGAGUGGUACAAAAAGGCCCUUGCUCCAUUAAACUACAAAGAGCUCAUGAGAUUCCCUGGAACCGUGGGUCUGGGAGAUAAAACCCCCGAUUUCUGGAUCUCAGCAAAAGACAAGUGUGCUGGAAAUGAUCUGCACUAUGGUUUCGUAUCACCCGACCAUGCAACUGUCGACGCCUUCCACCAGGCCGCCAUCGCUGCUGGAGGCCAGUGUAAUGGCCCGCCUGGCCUCCGUCCCAUCUAUCAUGAGAACUACUACGGUGCCUUUGUGUUGGACCCUCUCGGUAACAAUGUAGAAGUGUCCCAGGUGGAUCAUGUCAAGCACUAG
Aspergillus clavatus NRRL 1 is the source of this 387-nucleotide messenger RNA. Its product is annotated as VOC family protein. The transcript has 3 exons. The coding region runs from base 1 to 387 and encodes 128 amino acids. Lineage: Eukaryota; Fungi; Ascomycota; Eurotiomycetes; Eurotiales; Aspergillaceae. The record is from RefSeq and is a predicted model, not a curated record.